AUGUUCCACGCCGAUGUCGUCGACAGCAGCCGCGAGACAAUCUUCGAGGACAGAGCAGAAAUCUUAAAGAUGGGUCGAGAUUUAGCUAUGAGAGGAUUGCUUGAUGUGCUUCACGUCGAGGACAACAUGAACCAGGCCAGCCUCUGUCGCGAUUCACUGAGAAACUUGCCACAAGGCAUUCACUAUGAAAUGACAAUCGCACCGACCAAGAGAGGCUGGGAGGCAGAGAUUAUAGGCGGAGAUCAGAGGGGAACCAGCUGUUCGAAGGGAACUGUCCAGGAUUUGGACAACGAGACCGCCGCCAGCGAAUUCAUCUUGCGUUGGAUGCAGGACGAACUGCAACGAUCCACGGACGGUGCUUACCUGGUUAAAUCUAAGAAAUAUCCUGACGAGUUUAGAGAUUUGUCGAGUGAGGUUCUCAGAUACUUUGUACAAAUCAUGAAGCUGAUCAGAGUAGUUCUACUUACACGGUUUUUUGGCUCGCUACCUCUACCUGGAUUCUCCGUACGCAUCGAGCGACGCCACCAGCCUGACGUCGGAUUCAUUGCCAUGGUUGUUGAUACUACGAACACCGUUCUCGAUUACCGAAAUGAAGAAUUCAAAUCCAGAUACAUCGAAGUGGGUGAACACGAGGCUAUAAUUGAGUUGGUCAAAUUUAUGAACAUCCUGAGGGUACGAUGUGAAGUCGAAGACUACGAGAAGGAGUUGGAGAAACGUGCAAAUGGUCCCGCUAAACGCAAAUACAAAUACACAUACAAAUCCGAAGUGCGAGAGUCCCAUCGCACAGGAAGGUCAUGGGCUGGCAUCAUCACGCGUGCCCCGAGGGGAAGACCGCAAGUGACUGAUGUUCAUCGGGAAUACUGCCCAACAGAAAUUGAUGCAUGGAGAUACGUUCGAACAUGGAUAGAAACGGAAAUGGACAUCCUUGAGAACGAUAAAUAUGAACCCGUAGUAAGUGCCCAGAUUUGGUUGAGCAGGCAAAUUAAUAAAGUCUAUCAGCCGAAGAUAAAGCUUCCGCUCGGCCUCCAUGUGGAGCCGGCAACAGGUCAUAGACGAAGGAAGCAGUAG
Alternaria triticimaculans is the source of this 1068-nucleotide messenger RNA. RefSeq lists its product as uncharacterized. The coding region runs from base 1 to 1068 and encodes 355 amino acids. NCBI's taxonomy places the organism in Eukaryota, Fungi, Ascomycota, Dothideomycetes, Pleosporales, Pleosporaceae. The record is from RefSeq and is a predicted model, not a curated record. The transcript has a single exon.